Molecule: messenger RNA, 1541 nt
Organism: Poecile atricapillus (Black-capped chickadee)
Lineage: Eukaryota; Metazoa; Chordata; Aves; Passeriformes; Paridae
Product: cysteine/serine-rich nuclear protein 2-like
Exons: 5
Coding region: 89-1537 (482 amino acids)
Biological process (GO): regulation of transcription by RNA polymerase II
Cellular component (GO): nucleus
Molecular function (GO): DNA-binding transcription factor activity, RNA polymerase II-specific; sequence-specific DNA binding
Source: RefSeq, a predicted model, not a curated record
CCCGGCCGGACCGGCCCCUCCGAACCCCCCCGGGCACCGGGUGGUCCCGUCCCGUCCCCGCCGGGCUCUCCAUGCGAGCCGAGCCCCGAUGGCCGCGCUCCCGAGCGCCGGGAUCAAGCGCAAGCCAGAGGAUUCGGGAUUGGGAUCAGGAUCGGGAUUGGGAUCAGGAUCGGGAUUGGGAUCGGCCGCAUCCAGCGGCGCCACCUCGGACGAUGAGAUCGCCACGAGCGACAGCGGCGACAGCUGCGACAGCGGCAGCUCCGGCAGCACCGGGCCCCCGUCCAUCCUGCGGCGCUCGCGGGCGCGCCGGGGCGGGAAGCGCGUGCGCUUCGCUCAGGUCACCGUUUACUACUUCGCCCGGCGCCAGGGCUUCACCUGCGUGCCCAGCGCCGGCGGCAGCUCCCUGGGCAUGGCCCCGCGGCACCACCGCGCCCGCAGGUACAGCCUCAGCCAGUUCGCUCACCUGCGCCAGGUGAGCCACCGGCAGCACCUGCGGCAGCACCUCCGCAGGGAGAAACUGCGCGCCAGGAGGAGAGAGCUGACCCAGAACGGGACGGUGCCGUCGGCCGAGGCCGCGGGGCUGACCUUGGCUGACGUGUCCGACGAUGACCUGGACGUGGGGCAGGUGGAGGUGGGCGAUUAUUUCUACCUGCAGCCGCUGCCCACCAAGCGGCGCCGGGCGCUGCUCCGCGCCUCGGGCGUGCGCAGGAUCGAUGCCGAGGAGCGGCAGGAGCUGCGGGCGCUGCGCCUGUCCCGCGAGCAGUGCGGCUGCCUCUGCCGCCUCACCUGCGAGCCGCGCACCUGCGCCUGCAGCCAGGCCGGCAUCCAGUGCCAGGUGGAUCGCACGUCGUUCCCGUGCGGCUGCUCCCGGGACGGCUGCGGGAACGUGGCCGGGCGGAUCGAGUUCAACCCCCUGCGCGUCCGCACCCACUUCCUGCACACCCUGAUGAAGCUGGAGCUGGAGAACCGGCGGGAGGAGGAGGAAGAGGAGGGAGCAGCCGCCCUCCCCGGCCCCACCUGGCCGCCCCCACAGCCCCCCGAGACUCAGGACUUCCAGGAAUACCUGGCGGAGAACGAGCGGGCGGUGCUGCACCUGCAGACGGCCGAGGAGCUGGAGAGGCUGAAGGCUGAGGAAGACUCUGGAAGCGGCUCUGGGGGAGAGGGGGGUGGGGUCUGUGUCCUGGGGGAGCACCUGGAUGACACCUGGCAGGUGAAACCACCCCCGUGCCCCGGGCUCACCUCCACCAUCCUCAUCCCAGCCCAGUUCCCGCUGGAAUCUUCUGUGCUGUGCUACCCUGCCGGGCAGCCGGCCCCGGGGGGCUCCCAGCCUUACCUGCCCGAUGCACCUGGGCUCUACUGCCAGGUGGAGCCACGGGCCGGUGCCAAGGGUGGGAGUGGCCACGUGGAGCAUCCAGCUCCAGCCUCCAGCCCCCCUGGGAAGGAGCUGGGGGUCGCACCUGUCCCUGCUGCUGUGAGCAAGGGAGGAGCACCCCAAAAUCUCCCAGAGCACCUGGAGCACCCCCACCUGCCCAUAUGAGCGG